This is a messenger RNA of Myxocyprinus asiaticus (Chinese sucker), 7138 nucleotides long. Its product is annotated as mesoderm induction early response protein 1-like. Gene Ontology annotation, biological process: negative regulation of transcription by RNA polymerase II. The record is from RefSeq and is a predicted model, not a curated record. Lineage: Eukaryota; Metazoa; Chordata; Actinopteri; Cypriniformes; Catostomidae. Gene Ontology annotation, molecular function: histone deacetylase binding; transcription corepressor activity. The transcript is spliced from 13 exons. Gene Ontology annotation, cellular component: nucleoplasm. The coding region runs from base 3926 to 5251 and encodes 441 amino acids.
GAAGUCAGAAGUUUACAUACACCUUAGCCAAAUACAUUUAAACUCAGUAUUUCACAAUUCCUGACAUUUUAUCAUAGAAAACAUUCCCUGUCUUAGGUCAGUUAGGAUCACUACUUUAUUUUAAGAAUGUGAAAUGUCAGAAUAAUAGUAGAGAGAAUUAUUUAUUUCAGCUUUUAUUUCUAUCAUCACAUUCUCAGUGGGUCAGAAGUUUACAUCCACUUUGUUAGUAUUUCAUUGCCUUUAAAUUGUUUAACUUUAAAACAUUUAAACAUUUUGGGUAGCCUUCCACAAGCUUCUCACAAUAAGUUGCUGGAAUUUUGGCCCAUUCCUCCAGACAGAACUGGUGUAACUGAGUCAGGUUUGUAGGACUCCUUGCUCGCACAUGCUUUUCAGUUCUGCCCACAAAUUUUCUAUCAGAUUGCAGUCAGGGCUUUGUGAUGGCCACUCCAAUACCUUCACUUUGUUGUCCUUAAGCCAUUUUGCCACAACUUUGGAGGUAUGCUUGUGGUCAUUGUCCAUUUGGAAGACCCAUUUGCGACAGAGCUUUAACUUUCUGGCUGAUGUCUUGAGAUGUUGCUUCAAUAUAUCCACAAAAUUUUCCUUCCUCAUGAUGCCAUCUAUUUUGUGAAGCACACCAGUCCCUCCUGCAGCAAAACACCCCACAACAUGAUGCUGCCACCCCCAUACUUCAUGGCUGGGAUGGUGUUCUUUGGCUUGCAAGCCUCACCCUUCUUCCUCCAAACAUAACGAUGGUCAUUAUGGCCAAACAGUUAAAUUUUUGUUUCAUCAGAGCAGAGGACAUUUCUCCAAAAAGGAAGAUCUUUGUCACCAUGUGCACUUGCAAACUGUAGUCUGGCUUUUUUAUGGCAGUUUUGGAGCAGUGGCUUCUUCUUUGCUGAGCAGCCUUUCAGGUUAUGUCGAUAUAGGACUGGUUUUACUGUGGAUAUAGAUACUUGUCUACCUGUUUCCUCCAGCAUUUUCACAAGGUCCUUUGCUGUUGUUCUGGGAUUGAUUUGCACUUUUCGCACCAAACUACAUUUGUCUAGGAGACAGAAUGCUUCUCUUUCCUGAGUGGUAUGAUGGCUGCAUGGUCCCAUAGUGUUUAUACUUGCAUACUAUUGUUUGUACAGAUGGAUGUGGUACCUUCAGGCCUUUGGAAAUUGCUCCCAAGGAUGAAUCAGACUUGUGGAGGUCCACAAUUUCUUUUCUGAGGUCUUGGCUGAUUUAUUUUGAUUUUCCCGUGAUGUCAAGCAAAGAGGCACUGAGUUUGAAGGUAGGCCUUAAAAUACAUCCACAGGUACACCUUCAAUUGACUCCAAUUAGCCUAUCAGAAGCUAAUUGGCUAAUUGCCUAAAGGCAUGACAUCAUUUUCUGGAUUUCCAGUCUGCUUAAAGGCACAGUUAACUUAGUGUAUGUAAACUUCUGACCCACUGGAAUUUGAUAUAGUCAAUUAAAAGUGAAACAAUCUGUCUGUAAACAAUUGUUGGAAAAAUUACUUGUGUCAUGCACAAAGUAGAUGUCCUAAAUGACUUGCCAAAACUAUAGAUUGCUAAUAUGAAAUUUGUGGAGUGGUUAAAAAAUUAGUUUUAAUGACUUCAACUGUAUUGAAGCCUGCUGGACUUGCACACACUUGCGUGCUCCAGAGAUAAUCUGUGUAAAACACAGAUUUGCUUAUAAAAUUAGAAGAAUAUUUAGCACUUUUGAAGUGCCAAAUGCAAGAUGAAUGUCAUUCAAUUUGCUUGGGCGGUCGCAGAAAAAUUUUAAAUGUCAGAAAAACCCCUGGUCAUGUUUCUUCAGUUUUCUCAGUCUCAUGUUAAGCCCUGUCCACUGAAAGAUACGUCCACACCAAGCACAUGGAUAUUUACAUAUCGCAAUAUACACGAAAUAGCAAAGUUCUAAUAAAGUUCCCAACAUGGUCUUCUGCUGUUGUAGCCCAUCCACCUCAAGGUUCGAUGUGUUGUGCAUUCUGAGAUGCUAUUCUACUCACUACAAUUGUACAGAGUGGUUAUCUGAGUUACCGUAGCCUUUCCGUCAGCUCAAACCAGUCUGGCUAUUCUCCGUUGACCUCUCUCAUCAACAAGGCGUUUUCAUCUUGAAGCUCCUGACCCAUAUCUGCAUGAUUUUAUGCAUUGCACUGCUGCCACAUGAUUGGCUAAUUAGAUAAUCACUUGAAUAAGUACAGUGUAUUCAGACCACUUAAUUUGUUUUCACAUUUUGUUGUUUCAGCCUUAUGCUAAAAUGCUUUAAAUUAUUUUUUUCACAUCAAUCUACACUCCAUAUCCCAUAAUGACAAAGCAAAAACCAGAUUUUUGAUAACUUUGCAAAUUUAUUAAAAAGAAAAAACUGAAAUACCACAUUGACAUAAGUAUUCAGACCCUUAACUCAGUACUUAGUUGAAGCACCUUUUGGGUAUGAUGCGACAAGCUUUGCACACCUGGAUUUGGGGAUUUUCAGCCAUUAUUCUCUGCAGAUCCUCUCAAGCUCUGUCAGGUUGGAUGGGGACCAUCGGUGGAUAGCCAUUUUCAGGUCUCUCCAGAGAUGUUCGAUUGGGUUCAAGUCGGGCUCUGGCUGGGCCACUCAAGGACAUUCACAGAGUUGUCCCUAAGCCACUCUUGGGUUGUCUUGGCUGUGAUCUUAGAGUCAUUGUCCUGUUGGAAGGUGAACCUCCAGCCCAGUCUGAGGUCCUGAGCAUUCUGGACCAGGUUUUCAUUAAGGAUAUCUCUGUAUUUUGCUGCAUUCAGCUUUCCUUCAACAGUGACCAGUCCCUACCACUGAAAAACACCCCAACAGCAUGAUGCUACCACCACCAUGCUUCACCGUUGUGAUGGUAUUGUGCAGGUGAUGAGCGGUGCCUGGUUUCCCCCGGACAUGACGCUUGGAAUUGAGGCCAAACAGUUCAAUCUUUGUUUCAUCAGACCAGAGAAUCUUGUUUCUCACAGUCUGAGAGUCCUUUAGGUGCUUUUUUAUGUCUGGCACUAAGGAGCCAUAAAGCCGAGAUUGGUGGCGUGUUGCAGUGAUGGUUGUCUUCCUGCAAGUUUCUUCAAUCUCCACACAUGAUCUCUGGAGCUCAGCCAGAGUGACCAUCGGGUUCAUGGUCACCUCUCUUAUCAAGACCCUUCUCCCCCGAUUGCUCAGUUUGGCCGAGUGGCCAGCUCUAGGAACAGUCUUUGUUGUUCCAAACUUCUUCCAUUUAAGAAUUAUGGAGGGCACUGUGCUCUUUGGAACCUUCAAUGCAGCCGAAAUUUUUUUGUAGCCUUCCCCAGAUUUGGGCCACGACACAGUCCUGUCUCUGAGCUCUGCAGGCAGUUCCUUUGACCUCAUGGCUUGGUUUUUGCUCUGAUAUACAUUUUCAGCUGUGAGACCUUAUAUAGACAGGUGUGUGCCUUUCCAAAUUAUGUCCAAACAAUUGAAUUUGCCACAGGUGGAAAUCAAAGUUCAAAGAAUCAAAGUUUAGAAAAAUGAAGGGGUCUGAAUACUUUCUGAAUGCACUGUAGGUGUACAGGUGUUCCUAAUAAAGUGCUCAGUGAGUGUAUAUCGUCAUAUCGCCCAGCCCUUAUUGCCCUCUAAUUAGGCUUCGUUUUCUAUAUGCAAAAUAAAAUGUCUUAUUUGUUUCUUUUGAUUUUGGAGUAAAAUAGGACCAGGACAUUUUCUUGACAGGUUCCGUGAGAAUCACCUUUUUUUUUGUUUUUUUUACUCCUUCCCUCCUGUCAUAUAGAGACCACUUGAUGCAAUCCAUUCCUGACAGCCCUCCUUGGGGAGUUCAAGCCCAGGAGUUUCGGCUGGUUCUGAUAACGCUGACUUUGAGCCGUCAGCAGAGAUAUUGUUGCCUGAUUAUGAAGAUGAACAGACCCCUGAAGAUGAGGAGGUGCCGGAGGGAGACGCUAACUUCAGCAAUGAGAUUAAAGACCUUGCAAAGGAGGGGGAAAUGCCCAUUCAGGAGCUCUUAAAUCUCUAUGGUUACGGAGACAGCGGGUCACCAGAAGAAGAAGAGGAGGAGGAAGAAGAAGAUGAGGAGGAUGCAGAGGGAGAUGAGGAGGAGGAGGAUGAUGAAGGAGAGGAUAUGGAAAAUGAUGAGAGCAGCAGAAGCACUGAAGAACUAAAGAAGACCCAGGAGGAUGAAGGAAAGAUAUUCAAGGGUUUGGUGAAUGAGAGUCGCUCAGCUGACAGUCGAACUUGUGCGGUGAAAACCUGUAACACAACUGAACUCAAACAAUCACAGAACUGCAACUACUUUGAGAAUAAUGAAGUAGAGGAGGAAUCAGAAGAAGAUGAGGAUUAUAUUCCCUCUGAAGACUGGAAGAAAGAGAUUAUGGUGGGCUCCAUGUAUCAGGCUGAAACACCGUCUGGACUGUGCAAGUACAAAGACAAUGAGAAAGUGUAUGAGAAUGCCGACCAGCUGCUGUGGAAUCCGGAAAUCCUUCCUGAAAACACUGUGGUGGAGUUUCUGACAGAAGCAUGUCGACGGACCGGAGAGGAGACGGGAGUAGACGCUAUUCCUGAAGGAUCCCAUAUAAAAGACAAUGAGCAGGCUUUAUAUGAGCUGGUGAAGUGUAACUUUGACACUGCUGAAGCUUUACGAAGGUUAAGAUUCAACGUUAAAGCAGCCAGAGAGGAAUUGUCUGUCUGGACAGAAGAAGAAUGCAGGAAUUUUGAACAAGGUUUAAAAGCUUAUGGAAAAGACUUCAAUUUUAUCCAGGCCAACAAGGUCAGAACACGGUCUGUUGGAGAUUGUGUGGCUUUUUAUUACAUGUGGAAGAAGUCAGAGCGAUAUGAUUUCUUCGCACAACAAACUAGGCUUGGAAAAAGGAAAUACAACCUACACCCAGGAGUGACUGAUUACAUGGACAGACUCCUGGAUGAGACAGAAAGUACCGUGUCCAGUCGAGCAGCCACGCCCCUUCCCACCCCCUCCAGCAGCAGCGCCAGCCAAUCAGAGCGAGAGGAGACCAGCGCUCACAAUGGUAUAGGACUCAAUAGUCACAGCUCCAGUGCAGACUCCACACAAACAUCUAGCAGUGUGAACGAGCUGAAGAGUGAAUCUGUCCAGUCAAAUGGAGCAGACAGUAUAUCCACAGAUCAUCAGGACUCCAACGGCUGUGAACUCACAGACACCCACAACACGGACACAAACGGCUCUGUGGAGCACCAACAGGACAGCCAGAGUCUCGAUAGGCCAACAAAAAAGUGCCGGACAGAAUCAGAAUCGCUGACCCAGGCCGAGACGGACCCUUCCAGGGUGAAGGAAGACUGAAUGAGACAAAAGGUCAGGCCAGAUCCAGAGACUAUGGGGAUGGGAUAGCGCUGUUACACCUCUCACCCCAUCCACCCUAAAUCCAAAGCCAAGCUGCUCCAAAAACACCACCCUCCGACUCAAUCUACAGCCAAUUAAUGCUCCUUUUUCACGAAACCAUUUUUCAGAGACAUGUAAAUUCUAUUUGUAACGGAAUUUGUCAGAUAUUUUUUUACCGACAAGAUAUUUAUAUUUUUAUGGAGACAUUUUGACAAUGGGUGAAUAUGCUGUGUAAGCCAUUAUACAUUAUUCAUGAUGAUUGUUGGUGGGCGUGGCCUCUCAUGUAUGCGGGUGUGGUGGUCAGUGUAUAUCCAGGUACAUCAAGCUGCACUUUUGUCCUGUGUGUUGGUUCACGUGACAAACAAAUGCUUCAGUGCUUGGCUUGUUUGUGUCACUGGAGGUGUAAUACGAGCUCCCGACUUUCCUUCAAGAGAUGUAGUACAAAAUAAAUAAGCCAGUGGAAUCACUCCUCGGUUUGUUUUUGUAAAGUGUUUGACAUCAGUGAUGUCUGCUCGGAAACUCACUCAUUGGUGUAAUUUUCAUGUAUGUUUCCAGUAACUGGGCGAAUCUCACAGAGAAAUGUCUGGAUUAUAUUUUAUGCCAAAAUCAAAAGAAAGAAAUACAAAAAGAGAUUUUGAAUUAAGAAAACGGAGCUGAAAAUGAAUUUGUUUUCAUGACAGUUAAGCACACUUCCACCAAAUUCUUAUUACUGUAAUCUCAUCCUUAUUACCAUAAUGUGUUUAGAGGUUUACUUUUGAGUUUGUUUAUAAUUCUAAUAAAUUAUCAUUGAUGAAUCCCAUUACAUUCUCAUAGAUUACUGUAAUACAAAAAUGAAAAUCAUAAAAUAAAAUAGAAAUCAGCAUAAAUUAAAUUCAGUACAACAAAUACUACCAUGAUGUAUAUUUAUAAGUGUAUUUUACAAAUGUAUUUAAUAAUUUCAAUAGUAUAUCAGUAUAUUUAGCAUUACAAUAAUGAGAAUGAGAUUAAAAAAAAAACAAUUUAAGCAAAUAUUUUGAACCUCUUUUCAUCCAUUGUUUAUGAUUUGUAUAUAUUUUUAAACUGGCAUAUAUCCCAUGCUCUUAAUAAUAAUCAAUCUGUAAAUGGAUCUCAAGUUUUUCCUUGAGUUUUAGUACCUGAAAUGCACAUAACUAACAGUUGUGGAAAAAAAACUAAAUCCUUGCUAAGCUGCAAAAUGUUAAAAUUUGUAGCAAACAAAUCACCAUUGAAUCACCACUGACAGUGAGUAAUACGGCAGAAUUAAUACAGUGAUGUGAUCCAAAUGCGAUGCAAAUAUUGCCUCCAACCCAGAAUCAUUCAAUAUAUUAUCUUUCACCAAAAGACAACUUAUCUCAUGCCUAUCCUUUUUUAAUCUUUUGUUUUUGCUUUAAAACAGCUGUUGAAACGGAACCUCAUAACUGUCCAUUUAGAUUUACUUCUCUAGAGCCUUGUGUAUCAGUAAGUUUUAAGAAAAUGAAGCAUUCUGUUUCUCAGAAAUGGCAUGGAUAUUUCAGAAAUUGCAUUUUAAGACGUCAUCACGUAUUUUGUUUAGAAUGAAAGGCCACUCUUCAACAGAGCUUUAGUGUAAUAUACCUCCUCCCAUCUCAUACCUAAACAAGCACCUGGCCAGUUAUAGAAAUGAAUUCACUCUUCAUUUCACACCAUGUCCUUGAAAAGGUUCAUCAAUCAUCCAAUAGGUCCUGCAUGGUGCCAUGUCUCCAUAAGUAUAUUUACAUGUUUCGCCUCAUGUAUGUGAUUCAAGAAAUAAUCAUAUUUUAAAUGGUCUAGUGUGGGAUAUAUCCACUCACUGAUCAGAACUUAUGCAUAAAUCCAUGUUAAAUAGUAAAGCAG